UCUUUUAUUAGAUUAGCUGAGCAGUUGGGAUUGAGUUGGACAAGCUUUCAAAUACAAGACACUCUUCAUCAGGUCACAUUAAUAUAGACUGCACUCACUGUAGUAACUUGAAUGAAGGCUCUAAGUCCAGGCACAGCCUAAAUGAAGGAUACAUGUAAUGGAACAGUUUUGCCUCUCUCCUGUAGGUGGUAGCAGUGUCUGAUUGUCGACCUCCCAGGAUGGAUGAGUUGCUGCCACGCCAAGGUGAUCUCAUCCAAGUCCUGUACAGGCAGGAUGAGGUGAGGAACUUUGGCUGCCUGCAAAAGAGCCAGCAGCGAUUCUUUCCUGGCAAAUGUGCAGCCAAGCACAUGGGAAGUUCUGAACAAGAGUCAUCCAAGUCCUAUGCUAACCACUCAGAUGGAAAAUUUUCAUUUCCGGCAUCCCCAGUUACCCACAUCAAAAUGAAACGGGCUGUAGUCACAGCAUCAGCUACAGAUGACAGUGCUUUUGCAGAAGACUACAGAAGGCACUCAAAGAAGAACACUGACUAUGACUUAGCCUUGACCCCAGGAGCAGAAGUUUCUUUACCUCUGACAGGCAGCAACUUGUGUGGAACACCUGGCAUCCUGAGAAAAAUGUGGAUGAAGCACAAGAAGAAGCCAGAAUAUCUAGGAGUAACAAACAGUGCCUUUGAAGCAGACUGACAAGCCUCAGCUUUGCUUUUGCAAGAAAUUUAUUUACCAAGGGCAAAACAUGGACACAAUACUUACCAAACACUAUCUCGAGCCUUUGCCUUACCUGGUCAGGAGAAAGGAUAAUAGUGAGGGAAAAGGUGAAUGUGAUCAAAUUCAAUAGUCAGUAUUCGUAUUGCAAUAUUUCUGAUGCCAGUCAAGUUGUAACAGAUUCUACCCUUGAUUUUUUAAUACAGUUAACAUAGUCAUCACAUUUCCUUGUUCUAUCUUAAAUAAGUUAGCUUCAUAAUGACAAAAGACUACAAAGAAGUUUGUGUAUCCCACAAGACCUCAACUUCAGUAUGCCAUUAACACCCAGUUCUGCUUUCCAUUUUGUACUACUACACUGAACUAUUCUGUCCCUUCCUCCCUUGUCAUUUUCUCUGAGGUACAAAAGGUAAAAACCAAAUCCCCUGGAGGACACACUUUGCUGAGUGCAUUGAUCCAAUACAUGUUUAUUCUGUUUUGUAUUUGAGACAGGACUAGAUAAGUGAAAGGAUAUGAAACGAAUGGGUGGGUUAGUCGGAACUGAACCAAAACUUUGGUGCACAACCAGCAAUUGGUUGUUUUAAAAUAUCAUGCCCAGAUCACAUCAUGCCACAUCAUGCAUCUGAAAGUCACUCAGGAGUUAUACUGUUUCAUAGAACCUGCUCUAAUGCUAAAUAUAAAAUUUCAAAGUAAUACAAUAGCAUUGUGGUACAGAGCAUUUUGCCAAAUGCAUGAGUUACUAAGAGACAGAUAAGAUGUUGAAACCGUACAGCUGGACUACUAAGUAGGAUUUUGCACUCCUGCAGUGAAGCUUGCUCUUAAAAGCUAAUCACUUUAAUAAGAUUUCUUCAAAAGGAGAAAAAUUGCUGAUUUCAUAUUUCUGGCAGCGUAGGAGCUGCUGAUCGUGUUUCUUCAUCUCCCCCCUGCAAAAAAAAAAAAGAAUAUCCCAAAAUAAAUUUUUUAGAAGCAUUACAAGCAACUUUAUAUUUGAUAAGACUGAAAAAAUGACAAAUGCACAUGACGCACAUGGAGCGUGCCUACCAGAUCUGUCCCUUAAUUUGCCAGAAUGGACACAUUUUGAAUUUGUUCUAAUGCAGGACUUCAACAUGAAUUUUCUGACAUCCCUUUGCCCCUGUGAACAUAAGAAAUAUCAUCAGGAAUGAUGCAAGGUGCAACAGUCCAAAAUUUAAAUUAAAAAGGUGAUUGGACUAAUCCAUUCAUCAUCUGCAUUUUAAAUGAGAGUGGUUCCCAUACAGUCAGUGUAAUUAAAAUGGCUCACCAUCACGUGUAAAGCCCCCCCACCCUACUUCUCAUGUUUCAAAAUGGCCAGGGGGCACUAUAAAAUUCAUUUGACAAGCUUUAGUUGGAAUGCCCCCAUGACCAUUUUGAAAUGCAAAGGGCUUAUAACAUGUGAUGCUGAGGCAAUACUGGAGCGUUCUAAUUAGAAUGUGAAGCAGACUCAAUUAAUCAAGUCUACUCCAGUGUGUUCUAAUUAGAAUGCUAAUGAGCAUGUCUAUAGGCAUCCUUAAAAAUUGAAACUCCACAAGUGAGAAACUAGAACUUCACAAUGAAUCACUGCCAUCCAGUGAACUUGGCUCCAUAUUAAUGCUUCAUUUGCAGUUGUAUCCUUCAGAAAGAGGUGCUGAAUUUUUCUGGAAAGCUAGGAAAAUCAUUUUAGUUCAAAAUAGCUCAAUCUACUGUCUUACCAAGUACAUAAUCAUUCCCUAGUCCAGGAUCUAUACACAGACUCAGUCCAGAGAGGCAGAUCACUACAUGAGAGAGGAGAAUUGAAAGCUGCUGCAUGUGUCACAAAUGAUGUGACAAGAGCUAGCUACACAGUUCAUGCUAUAAAUACUCUCUAUGUUGGGGAGAACUCCCCUAGGUGGGGGAUUGUAGGAGUGGCCCUACCUGCCUCUGAGGGUGUGCACAGAAGUUACAUUUUCACAUGAUGAGGCCCCAGAAUGUUCUCUAUAUCCACAACACAAAAUGUUCACAGCUGCAGAGCACUUUUAAAAUGGCCAAAUCACAUGAAAAUGUAACCCUCAUCUGAUGUAGUAUCAGACAGGGGUGCUGCAGGGCAGAGCACCUUAGAGAACCUCUGUACAGGUUCCCUGAGAGGGUUAAUUUUGGGCAAUGCCACCCACAUCCUAUGCAGUUUUGUGGGACUGGGCUAGUCCUCAUGUGGGCAAGCACGAACCCAACCCCGCCCCCAGGCUGUCACAAAGAGGAGACAGGAAACCUGUUUCCUCCCUGUGCAGCCAGAUGGGGUGAAAAGAAGGGAAUCCCAUUGCUGCAUGAGCCUCCCACCAGCUACCCCUGCUGGGGUCCUGGAGGGAGCUGGGCUGGGCCCACAUGGCAAGGGGGUCUCCCUUUCCCCAACUCCCCACUUCCCACACAAAGGUUCUGACAGCAGCAGAGUGCCUCACCCAGACUUGGGGAGAAAACAUCCUCCUGGGCCCAUCCUAGCUCCCCCCAAGACUCCAGCAUAGACAGCUGGGGGAGCACACAAGGUGGGGGGGCUCCAUUUCUUCCCCCCCAGCCCCAGUUCUGGGUGCAACAGCCUCUGCUACUGUCAAGAUAUUCACAUGGAGUGUGGGGAGAAGGAAGGGAGCCCUCCCUGCCAUGUGGGCCUGGCUCAGCUGCUCCCCAGACCCUAGCAGGGACAGUUGUGGGGGGAAGGAAAGGGAAGGCAUGCAGUGGGGGGCUCCAUCUUCCCCCCUCCCCACAGCUGCUGCUUACAGUUGCAACUGGCUGGGAUUGGGGCUGGGGAAAGGGGUGGUCUGGCAGCCUCCUGGGAACAUGGCUAAAGCACCUUCCCAACAGGCUGCCUAGACUUCUGUACAGACCCUGAGACAUACUACUAUUACACGGAGCAGAAGAGAGGAGAGUUAUGUUGGAGGAGGUCUGUGACUUUUCAGGGAACAGCAAAUAUGUCAAUAGCUAAGGAAAGCUGAGUUCAAUCACGUCUUCAUAUCUUCAACACAGUUUGAGGGGGUUAAUAGAACUUUGCAGAAAAUUUGUUGAAAAACAGGGUUUUUUUUUCACAAAGGCUCUUCCCUCUGCAAUAUACUUGACACAUUUAGUGCCAUGGAUAACCCAUAUAAUCCUAGGGCAAUUAACCCAUCAGAAAUCUUUCUUCUUGGACAACAGCAAGUUGCAGUCAGAAUGAAGGAUGAUGGAGACCAGCUAGGAAAGGGAAGACGGGAGCAAAUUACUAUUUUAACACAGGGUUUGAUGCUGGAAGGGAAUGAGCACUGGCAACUUCUACUGACAUCCAUAAGUGUGAAGGGUGCCCAGCACUUUACAAGAUCAGAUCCUUAAAGUUUGCAUUAACCCUUAGUAGCAAAAAUGAAAGAGAAACAAAUAUACUGUGGUGAACAUGUUUGUUAUUACCCUAAAAUAGAAUAGU
Molecule: messenger RNA, 4107 nt
Organism: Alligator sinensis (Chinese alligator)
Lineage: Eukaryota; Metazoa; Chordata; Crocodylia; Alligatoridae
Gene: VXN
Product: vexin
Exons: 4
Coding region: 219-683 (154 amino acids)
Biological process (GO): neurogenesis; neuron differentiation
Source: RefSeq, a predicted model, not a curated record